Stereum hirsutum FP-91666 SS1 is the source of this 1699-nucleotide messenger RNA. RefSeq lists its product as uncharacterized. The record is from RefSeq and is a predicted model, not a curated record. NCBI's taxonomy places the organism in Eukaryota, Fungi, Basidiomycota, Agaricomycetes, Russulales, Stereaceae. The coding region runs from base 83 to 1699 and encodes 538 amino acids. The transcript has 5 exons.
GUCAUCCGAGAGCGAGUCUUCCGUAACUCCUACAGAUUGUGCCGACCGCUCGCGUUGCAGCUCUCAGGACAUUUCAGGCGAGAUGUCUCAUGAAUCCGACUCUGGUGGUCUUACAACCCCUUCUACAUCGCUGGGCGAUCUGCCACUCUCGCGAAGUCCCGCAAGACCUGGCGGUGGUCACCGUAAAAACAUUCCUGAGAAACUGGAGAGCCGGUUGCAAGUGAGAAGUGAAAGAUUCUGGUUCGAAGAGGGAAAUGUUAUUUUUGAACUUCCUGGUACCUCAGUAAAGAUUCAGAAAGAAGCGACCACUCAGUACCGCGUUCACUCGUACUUCUUCGUCCGCGAUUCCUCUUCCCUGGCAAAAAGGAUUGGCAAACGCAAGAAUGUAGAAACUCCUGUGCUCCUCGGACAGAAUGGCAACAUCCAAGUCUAUGCCAGCGAUUUUGAGGCUUUCCUUCCUGUCUUGUAUCCCUUGAACUUUGAUACAGGAGACGACGACACACGCCUCGCGCUUAACAAUCUUCGUGUCAAAGCGUCGCCCGUCGACAAGAUCCUCCUCACUAGGGGCUUGCCCAUGGGACGUGAGAACAACGAAUGGCUGGUGGAGGGUCUCGUCACUUUGUGUGGUCAAUUGAAGUUCCCCACCAACGACGAAUGUCAAUCUCUCGGAAUGAACGAUGUUCAUCUUAUUGCCGUUAUACGGGAGAGCAUCCGGACUUGUGAGUGUACUCAGGCUCAAACUGAGGAUAAAACCCGCGAGGCCGAUCGCCGUGCAAAUAUCAUCGAGCUACUACGGGAGCAAGUACCUUCCAUAUUUACCUCCACAUCCCAUACCCAGCCGUCAAUGCUACCGCCCACUGGCACUCUUACCCCAAUUUCUCCAACGGAGACAAAGUCAAAAGUACUGCCUCAAGCUCAACCCCCUCCUUCCGACACUUCACAUCUUCUUCUCGAGCAUCCGCCCCUCGCCCCACCAGCAUGGGGAAUAUCAAAACCCGACCCCUUUUCCUCAAUUGGCGGCGUCCAGCGACCCUCCCCUGAUGGGCGAACGCAGAAUCAUCCAUCAGCCUCAAACGUGGAGUUCAAAGAUCCUGACGACUCGACCAGCCUGCUGACUUCAACUCCCCCGCACUACGAGGAUCCCGCCAAUAUCCGAUCCGAGGGUGUACAGCCAUCAAUCCGUUUUGAAGACACUAUUGGAAUGGGACAAGUCGAACAACCCGAUAUAGAACCUGUGUCAUUCUAUGUUCCGUUAUUCAUGGCCGAUGAUCCACCUACGACCUCCCCGCUCUUCCUCUCGCAGGAACUGAAAGCCCAGGCCGAGGCGGAUGGCCAAUUCAAUCGCGGCCUCCAGUAUUCAGGCUCUGAUUGGCUGCUACCUACCCUAACUGUCAAGGACGAACACCGUCAGUCGACGAGGAGAGGUAGAAAUAAAAGUGCAGGGCAGUGGACAGAAAGUAACUUAGAAGCAUUCGCCCGGCGGAGCAUUGCUAAUAAUGCUCCGAGCACACGAGAAUCCGGGUUUAAUCCUAUCAUAGGUACAGGUCGAGGCAAAGGUCGACGGCGUGGACGUGGAGGAAGGUUUAUUCCUCCUACCAUGCCCCAUGGUAGCAUGAGCGAAGCGGGAGAUCUCUCUUCGAUGUCUAAUAAUCUUGGAUGGAGACCGUGUGAGACUAGCGCGUCGAGUGGGUGGGACUGA